Lepisosteus oculatus (spotted gar) is the source of this 322-nucleotide messenger RNA. NCBI's taxonomy places the organism in Eukaryota, Metazoa, Chordata, Actinopteri, Semionotiformes, Lepisosteidae. The record is from RefSeq and is a predicted model, not a curated record.
UGUCUCGCCCUAUCCUCGUCCCUUAGGAAAGACGGGGUUUCAGCUGCGACCCGCCGCCGGGCUGCUGUCCGCCAGAGAUUUCCUGGCCAGCCUGGCGUUCCGCGUCUUCCAGUGCACUCAGUACGUCCGCCACUCGUCGUCCCCAAUGCAUUCGCCGGAACCCGACUGCUGCCACGAACUGCUCGGACACGUCCCGAUGCUGACUGACGUGGAAUUUGCCAAGUUUUCACAGGAGAUCGGGCUCGUCUCCCUGGGAGCCUCGGACGAGGACAUUGAGAAACUGGCCACCGUAAGUGCACCUGCGAAAAGAAACAUAAACAGA